Ziziphus jujuba (common jujube) is the source of this 1774-nucleotide messenger RNA. Its product is annotated as UDP-glucosyltransferase 29-like. The record is from RefSeq and is a predicted model, not a curated record. The transcript has a single exon. NCBI's taxonomy places the organism in Eukaryota, Viridiplantae, Streptophyta, Magnoliopsida, Rosales, Rhamnaceae. Gene Ontology annotation, molecular function: UDP-glycosyltransferase activity. The coding region runs from base 188 to 1546 and encodes 452 amino acids.
AUUGGUCGCACACAUAGGCCCAAAAAUCAGUCACCCAUUAUAGCAAAACCCUCUAAUAUAUAUAUAUAUAUAUAUAAUAUGCACUUAUUACCCAAACGAAACAGAACUUGUAGUCUAAGGAGAGAGAGAAAGAGAAAGGGAGAGAGAGAGCUACAGAGAUCUGGAAGGAGAAAAGAGAGGGAGAGUGAUGAUGGAUGCCACGCAGAAGACUGCUAUCAAAGUUCUAAUGCUUCCAUGGUUGGCUCAUGGUCACAUAACUCCAUUCCUAGAGCUAGCCAAGAAGCUCAUUCUCAGAAAUUUCCACAUCUAUUUUUGUUCUUCUCCUAUAAAUCUCAAUUCCAUCAAGCCCAAACUUCUAAUCGAUCCAAACUUUUCAAAUUCUAUACAACUAGUUGAGCUUCAUCUUCCAUCUCUUCCAGACCUUCCUCCUCACUACCACACAAUGAAAGGCCUCCCUCCACAUCUCUUACCCACGCUAGAGAAGGCUCUGGACAUGACCAAGCCUGAGUUGUCCAAAAUACUUGAAACCCUGAAACCAGAUUUGCUCAUCUAUGAUCGACUCCCAAUAUGGUUACCUGAUCUAGCUUCUUCUAUGAACAUUCAGCCUAUUUCCUUUAUAACUGGUGGAGCUGCCAUGACCUCCUUUUUGUAUCAUUGCAUCAAAUGCAGUGAUCGUCAAUUCCCAUUUCCAAAACUCUAUCCUGAUUUUUCUAAAAUAAAGUUUACCCAAGAAAGCGCUGAAUAUUCUUCCACUGAUAGUGGUAGAGAUAGUGCUAUUGGAGCUGUUGAAAUGCUCGGAAAAUCUCGUGGUGUGGUUUUGAUAAGGACUUCUAGGGAGCUCGAGGGGAAAUAUAUGGAUUAUCUCUAUGAUUCUUUAGGCAAAAAGGUUGUCCCUGUUGGUUCUCUUGUUCCAGACGUCGUCCUCGAUGACGAGGAGGGUAUGGAUAUCAUCAACUGGCUCGACAAGAAAGAGAAAUCGUCAACCGUGUUGGUGUCCUUUGGGACUGAGUGUUAUUUGUCUAAGGAAAAUAUGGAGGAGAUGGCUCAUGGGUUAGAGAUUAGCAAUGUGAAUUUUAUAUGGGUUGUUAGGUUUCCAAAGGGAGGGAAAAUGAAGCUAGACGAUGGCCUUCCUGAAGGGUUUUUAGGAAGAGUGAAAGAAAGAGGAAUAGUUGUUGAGAAUUGGGCACCCCAAAUAAAGAUUCUACACCAUUCAAGCAUUGGUGGGUUUGUGAGUCAUUGUGGUUGGGGUUCAGUGAUGGAGAGCAUCAAAUUUGGUGUCCCAAUCAUAGCAAUGCCCAUGCAAGUAGAUCAACCGUGGAAUGCUAGACUUGUAGACGAGUGUGGGGUUGGUUUGGAGGUCAAUAUGGACAAUAAUGGAAAGCUUAAAGGAGAAACUUUGGCAAAAGUGAUAAAACAAGUGGUGGUCGAGAAAACUGGAGAGCAAAUUAGAAGGAAAGCAAAGGAAAUGAGUGAGAAGAUAGGAAGGAAAGAUGAGGAAGAGAUUGAUGGGGUGGUUAAGGAACUUUUAGAACUAUGUAAAAUGUAAAACCUUUAUAUGUUCCUUUGUGGCAUCCAAUAAUAUUUUCCACAGUUUAAGAAAGAAUUGCACCAUGUGAUUGUGGGAAAAUUCCACCGAUUGAGGCUUAGAAGUUGUAAUUUUUUUUUUCCCAUUUAUAAGAAAUAAUUUUAUUUCUGAGUCAAAUUCAAAAGCCUCAAAUGCGUCAUUGUCUAUGUACCAAUUAUUAUUAAUUUAUUUUUUAUUAAUUUAGAUAUA